GUGUUAAUAUUAGCAAUGACAUCAGGGCAGAUGUGGAACCAUAUAAGAGGGGCACAACUGAUGUUAAGAAAUCCACAGGAUGGGCAAUGGGUCGGUACUCCUUGUUGUUGCUGCUGCGGCUGCUGCUGCUACUACUGCUGCGGCUGUUGUUGUUGUUGUUUUUGUGGUUUUCACAUUUCAUUUUUAUUGUUCCCGAGUCUUAGAUAA
This is a messenger RNA of Helobdella robusta, 207 nucleotides long. RefSeq lists its product as hypothetical. Lineage: Eukaryota; Metazoa; Annelida; Clitellata; Rhynchobdellida; Glossiphoniidae. The annotation marks the transcript as partial. The record is from RefSeq and is a predicted model, not a curated record. The transcript has a single exon.